Vanrija pseudolonga is the source of this 1164-nucleotide messenger RNA. RefSeq names its product D-arabinitol 2-dehydrogenase [ribulose-forming] (gene ARD). The record is from RefSeq and is a predicted model, not a curated record. The transcript is spliced from 6 exons. Gene Ontology annotation, molecular function: oxidoreductase activity, acting on NAD(P)H, oxygen as acceptor. Gene Ontology annotation, cellular component: intracellular anatomical structure. Lineage: Eukaryota; Fungi; Basidiomycota; Tremellomycetes; Trichosporonales; Trichosporonaceae. The coding region runs from base 19 to 1032 and encodes 337 amino acids.
CAUCCCCCAGCCCACACAAUGUCCAUCCGUGCUGCCGUUCCUGCGCUCGCGAGCCCCGUCCGCGCGCGCGCCGCUGCUGCCGUUGCUGGCGCCAGCGCUAGCGCUGCCGUCGCUGCGUCGUCGUCGGUGGGUGGUGCGCGCGCCGUGUCGACCACGUCGGUGGUCGCUUCGCCGGCGCCUACGCCUGCUGUCAAGGCUGCGUCGUCUUCUACCCAGCCAACGCGCACCCCCCGCACCCUCCCCUCGUUCAGCAUGGCGAACAAGGUGUGCGUCGUCACGGGCGCAGGCCGCGGGCUGGGCAACCUGAUGGCGCGCACGCUCGUCGAGUCGGGUGCGAGCGACAUCGUCAUCAUCGACCUGAAGCGCGAGGAUGCCGCCGCGGCCGCUGCCGAGCUCGCGCAGUCGUUUGUCGACCAGGGCCUCGCUGCCGAGGGCGAGAUCAACGCGCUCGGUAUCGGGUGCAAUGUUGCGGACGAGGAGAGCGUCAAGGCUGCCUUUGCCGAGAUCAAGGAGCGUUUCGGGCGGGUCGACUCGUUGGUCACCGCCGCUGGCAUCGUCGAGAACUUUUCCGCGCACGACUACCCGACUGAGAAGAUCCGCAAGCUCAUGGACAUCAACGUGAUGGGCACAUGGUUCUGUGCUCUCGAGGCCGCCAACCUCAUGCCCAACGGCGGCAGCAUCACCAUGAUCGGUAGCAUGAGCGGCAGCAUUGUGAACAUUCCUCAGAAGCAGACUCCUUACAACUUUUCAAAGGCGGCCGUCCGCCACAUGGCCCGUUCCCUCGCCGUCGAGUGGGCGACGCAGAACAUUCGCGUCAACUGCAUUUCGCCCGGAUACAUGCUCACUAACCUGACCAAGGUCAUCCUCGACAACGACCCGGUGCUGCGUGACCAGUGGCUGAGCAAGAUCCCCGUGGGCCGCAUGGGCGACCCGUCCGACCUGGCCGGCGCCGUCGCCUACCUCGCGUCCGACGCGUCAAAGUACACGACGGGCGCCGAGCUGACCGUUGACGGGGGGUACACUUGUGUCUAAGGAGGCGCCCGCGCUGUGGUCACUGGGUCUGGGUCGUCGGGAAAGACGCGCAGCGCGCAGCAUGGGCGCAUGAGCGCAUGGACUCGCUUUCGGUUUGUAGCGCGUGCGUGGCAUGUCACGUUAAUAGAGGUC